UAACUUUGUAUUUCUAGGACGAUGAGUGGCUCAGAUGGGAACUUGGUGGUGAUGGAGUGGGAAAAGGAAUGAAUUACACACAAAUCAGGCCCAGAAAGAGAAAUACAGUGAUAUAACUUGGAUUCAGAAAGAAUGAACAGACACAAGAGAAUAAAAUAAAUGUUUAAAAGUAGUGACACGUUCACAAUCCCCACCAACAGUUGACUAGAAACAUUGAGGAUAUGCACCUUGCUAAAUAUAUUGCUUGGCUGCUGUCGAGAUUUUUUUCCAGAAAUCCCACCAGACAGGAACAAAUCUGAGCCAGAGACUGUUUAGUUUCUCUUGCUUCUGCUCUGCAUUCUUCCUUCUUUCCCCUGAGCAGAGAAUCGCCCACCUCCCUCCUCGGACAGUGGGGAGUCCUCACCCUAUUUGGAAAUCUUCAUUUCCUGCAGGGAGACGGACAGAUCCCGCAGCAAGAGGAGCCAAGACUCCCGGAGGAACAGCAGAGAGUCAGAGAGAGAGAAAGGCCAGUUGACAGUCCUGAGGCUUGUCAGCAACAUGGCCCAGUCUAAGGUGAAUCAGGUAAAGGGGAGCGAUGCAGAGAACAAAUUCUUCCGCUCUGUGUCCAUGGCAGAUCGAUCGGGGCGAUUACUGGAGACACUGGAUAACUUAGAGCUGAGGGUGGAAGCUUUGCGGGAAGCAGCGGCUUCAAUGGAGCAAGAGAAGGAAACCCUCCUGGAACUAAUCCAAAGUGUGCAGAACAGCCGGGACAUGAAGCAUAUCAGUGAAGGGGAACGGGAAGAACUCAAUGUAACAGCCGAUCGCCUCAUUGGCCGAACCCUAACAGUGAUGGUUUCUGUGGAGACAAUCCGGAGUCUUCAGCAGGAGGAGGCCCUCAGCAAGGCCACUGCAUUGAUUGAUGAGGUGGUCAGCAAGGUCCUAGAGGAUUUGAGAAGCAACAAGAAACGCUUGGUGGCUCUCUACAAUGCCUGCUCCUCUGACACUCCUCCGGGCCCAGUCGACCAGAAGUUCCAAUCUAUUAUCAUUGGCUGCGCCUUAGAAGAUCAGAAGAAAAUCAAAAACAGACUGGAAAAGCUGAUUAGAAAUGUCUCCAAUGCUAACAGAUCAAUCAUCCUGUUAGACCAGCAGAAAGCAGAGCCUGGCAACUACAAUCAUGUGUACUGAAGCACUCCACACCUGUGCUAUUUAAAGAACAAAAUAUACUUUGUCACAUUAACACCAUCUUGCCAGUGAGUUAGAGGUCGGAUGACUCGUAGCAUAACUCAUGGCAGAUGGCCAGUUUUACAGCAAGAGAGGUCUAUUAACUCAGCAAACCAUCUAUUUAAACAGCAAGCUGCAGAAAACAGUCACAGAGUCUGUUUAAAGGAGUCACUGCUCAUUGCACCAAAUCAUGCUUAUGAUUGAAAAUAUAGGAAACACAACUCAUGGCCUUAUAACAGAAUCUCCUGAUAAAAGCAUGGCUAUAUUUCCAUAAAUAAUUCAGUGAAUGGAGGAUAGCCACACAAAACAAAUUACAUGCAUAAACCAAUCCUAGUCACCAUCAGUUCGGUCUCCAGGUGUACUUGUCAGAAGCUAUUAUCCAGUCAUCUCAAUCUAACUGGAAAUUGUAGUGUCACUAUAUGCCACCCAAGAUAUAUUAACUAUAAUCAUACAGGUACAUCUAGGACUAACAUGUCCCUCAAAGGAAUCCUAAGGAAGAAUGUGAGAUGAUUUAAGAGCCUAUAAAUACUGCUGGAGACAAUACUCAAAGUGAAUUGAAAUCAUAGCUGGUAAUCUUUCCCAAUAACCAGUAAAAUACACUUCGAAGGUCAAUUUCCAGUUGGAUACAUUACUGUCCAUUGUAGCUCUGGUCUUAUUGUGAUUGUAUGGUUUGUGGGGACUUUUAUUCUUCAUAUAUAGAUGUUCCUGAUGAGGAUUGUUUUAGUGCAGAACAUGACUGUUAAUUGUCAUUAUGGAUGUUGUAAUUAUUUUGUGACUGCCUGUGCGCUGAUUCAGGAAAUUUCCCACAACGUAUAACAGCUGAAUAGAAAAACACAUUGCAAUCUGUACCCAGAUUUGAUUCAGUCAUUAUGGCACUAAUUUCCCAAAGUGAAGUUAUGGUUCACAUUCUCCCCCAAAUUAAUUUGUGUGCUUACAAAGAUGAAAUCUUCAGUUGGGUAUGGUUUUCAAACUUAAUUACUUAUUUCCCCCUACAGUAAAGAAUGUUCCUUGAUUUGAGUGUUAAAAUAGGCACAGUUUUAAUGCAACUCAAAGUGCAUUUCACAAAGCUUAUGCAUUUUUAUUCAGACUCGAUCUGCAGUUAUCUGAUUUUACAGAAUAGGCAGGAUAUUAAAACAUUCUAUAUAGUUCCACUUACUAGUUUUAUCGGUCAGUUUCUUAGCAAACUAACCUUUUAACUUUUUUUAAAAAACUUUAAAAUGUGCCCACGUGUUCCUGUGAAAGGAGAAAACUUAAUUUUAAAAGCCUUCUUAAAGGCUUGCCAGUAAGCAGAGUUGGUCAAAAUGUUGCACGGGGAUUAAUUCUAUUUUGGGGUGUGCCUGACUUUAAGACACUAAAAUAGAAUUAUUGUUUUACGGCAAAAGACCAUGGAAAGACGAUUGGCAUUGUGUAAUUUAUGUUUGAAAUUCCAUGUAUUUUUGGGCUCAGGUUUAAUUGAUUUUGGGCAGAAAAAGAACUGUGCAUCAGAGUGGAAACUCUGACCCAAUAAUCCCAUUUAACAUGUCUUAAAAAUUUUAAGCACAGGAUUUAUUUAAAAAUGCUGACCUGAAUGGAUGGUGACAAUGCCGUACAAAAGAGCAAAAAUGAUGGUUGGUUUCUUCCUACAAGUACAAGGCUGGUAUAUUAUUGUACGCCUGGGUUCCUCACCACAUAUAAGAGCGGGCUUUUCUGUUUUGGCUUUCUUUAAGUUGACCUUCAGUGCUGUGCAUAAAGACUCCAAACUGACAUUAGCUUAAAUGCCACAAGUAAAAUGAGGUUGUUCAUUGCUGACAUACUCAGCUCUAGAAAUCUGCAGAUGCAAAUGAAAAUGAGCUCUGUACUCGCAGAUGCGAUGUGCAAUUCCUUGAAUAAAAUCUGUUAAGGAGUUGAAUAAAAAUUUGACAUCUCUAUGAAUAAAAUGCAACAUGAUUUGAAAAAUAGCAUGCAAACUAAUGUCAUAGCUGUAUUGCCAAUCUAACAGUAACAGUGAACAGUUUGGUGUCUUGAUGAGGGUUCAACUAACUUAAGGGUAAUUUCCCAAUUCAAGUCACAUUACCACGUUAUUAACUCUAACUUGAAGCUUUGUUACCAUUUGCAUCAACCUUAUGUCUCCCUAUUGAAAACAAUGAUCAAUGAUCAUUAUUGACCAAUGAAUUGUUGGCCAAAAUAAUAAUUAGACAAGUUGCAUUUGGCAUCAUUGUAUGAAAUGACAGUGCAUAGAGAAUAAGAACACGAGAUGCGGGAGCAGGAGUAAGCCAUUCAGCCCCUUAGCCUGCUCUACCAUUUGCUAAAAAUAUGGUUAAUUUAAUAAGAAAGCAAUAUAUUGCGUAUGUUGGAGCUCUGAAAUAAAAUCUGAUGAUUUUUCAGAAGAGAAACAUUUUGAACUCAAAGCGUUGCUUCUUUCUCCCUCUAGAGGUAUUUACAGACCUGAGUUUAUCUGGCACUUUGUUUUCAGUAUGAGUGAUCUGAUUUGGCCUUAACUCCACUUUCAUGAUUGCUCUGCGCUGCUCACCCCACAGCUCUCGACUCUCAUCAAUCAGAAAUCUAACUCAGCCUUACAUAUAUUCAAUGAUACUACCUCCACUGCUUUCUGGGUGAAAUAAUUCCACAGAUUAACAAGCCUGAGAGAAAAGAAUUCUUAUUUUUAAAAUUGUCUCCUAAUUCUAUCUUUCCCCCACAAGGGAGAGCAUUCCCUUAGCAUCCACCUUGUCAAGUUCUCUCAUUUCUAUAAAGAUCCUCUUAUCCUUCUAAACUCUAAUAGGUAUAGGGCCAACCUCAUGAUAAGCUAAUCCCUUCAGACUCAGUCAAGUGAACUUUCUCUUAACAGCUCCUAAUGAAGCAGGCCAUUUAGCCGAGCUGGUUGCUAUUACUGCCUCCUGCCUCACUUACAAUUAUCGCCAUGCAGAUGGCUGUUCAAUACAUAAUCUCCUUAAUGGUUUUAGAAAUAAGCAGCUCACUUUGUGUCAUUCUCCCCUAACCCUUUCAUCUAAGUGUUUAAAUCAAUGUGUGUCUCAAUUGAACCUGCCUCCACCACACUCUCAGGCAGUGUAUUCUAGAUCCAAAUGACAAAUCACAUGGACAAGUUUUUCCUUCUAUCACUUUUGCUUUUUUUUUUAAACUAUUUCUUGUAAUCUGUGCCCUCUUCAUAAUGCAUUCAUGAGUGGGAACAUUUCACUGCAUGUCCACUGUUCAGACCAUUCAUGAUUUUAAAUACUUUAAUCAGAUCGCUAUCUAACCUUAGGACAUCCUUUUAUUCCUUUCUCUCCCACGGACUUAUCCCUUAAAUUACAUUUUCACGAAUUGCCUUAACCACUCCCUGAGAUAGUGAGUUUUCCAAACACCACACUGUUCCACCGUCUUCAAUCUGUCCUCUUAAUUGAAGCUUUUCAUCCCUGGACUUAUUCUUGUAAGUCAUUUCUGCACUCUGCAGUGUUCAUGUCCUUCCUAAAAUGUGGCAUCCAGGACUGUCACCAAUACAAGUGUGUUGGGG
This is a messenger RNA of Chiloscyllium plagiosum (whitespotted bambooshark), 4687 nucleotides long. It is a transcript of the gene bag2, whose product is annotated as BAG cochaperone 2. Gene Ontology annotation, molecular function: protein-folding chaperone binding; adenyl-nucleotide exchange factor activity. The record is from RefSeq and is a predicted model, not a curated record. Gene Ontology annotation, biological process: protein stabilization. NCBI's taxonomy places the organism in Eukaryota, Metazoa, Chordata, Chondrichthyes, Orectolobiformes, Hemiscylliidae.